Messenger RNA from Astrephomene gubernaculifera, 1506 nucleotides. Lineage: Eukaryota; Viridiplantae; Chlorophyta; Chlorophyceae; Chlamydomonadales; Astrephomenaceae. The record is from the annotation of a GenBank genome assembly.
UUUCACGAUAGUAAGGCAAGGGGCCAUACGCAUCAGCGCUCAACACAAGUCGCAAUGGCUGCUAAGGAUUAUGUACCUAUUCCUUGCCCUUCACACCCCACAGUCAGCAUAUCGAAGGUCAUUCGAGCGGCUCUUGAAGAGGACGCUGGAGACCGUGGCGAUGUGACGACGAUUGCUACCAUCCCGGAGGACACCCAGGCUACGGCGACGUUCACAGCCAAAAGCGAUGGCGUACUGGCAGGACUGGGUGUGGCAGACGAGGUGCUAGCAGCUGUCGACCCGACCGUGAAGGCUGAGUGGCGCGCCCGCGAUGGCGACCGCGUCGUUCCCGGCCAGGUGCUGGGUGUGCUGCACGGCAGUGCGCGGGCCAUCCUGGUGGCGGAGCGAGUCAUGCUGAACUUCAUGCAGCGCAUGAGCGGCAUUGCCACCGCCACCGCCGCGAUGGUUUCGGCGCUGGACGGACUGAAGACCCGCGUGCUGGAGACGCGCAAGACGGUGCCAGGUCUGCGGCUGCUUGACAAGUGGGCUGUGUUGAUUGGCGGCGGCAGCAACCACCGCAUGGGUCUGUUCGACAUGAUGAUGAUCAAGGACAACCACAUCGCGGCGGCAGGCGGCAUCCGGCCGGCGGUGAAGCGCGCGGAGGAGUGGAUCAGGCAGCAGGGCCUGGCGGGCUCCCUGACCAUUGAGGUGGAGACCUCCACACUGGAGGAGGUGGACGACGUGGCGGCCAUGCUGCGGGCGGCCAAGGCAGCCAAGGAGGGCGGCGAAGCGGCAAAGGAGGGAGACGCGGCUGCCGCGCCGCCUCUGGGCAUGUUUGUGUCGCGAGUGAUGCUGGACAACAUGGCGAAGAAGGACGCCUCCAAGGAGGGCGGUGUGGACGUAUCGCUGCUGGCGGAGGCGGUGGCUCGCCUGGGUGACCUGGCGGAGACGGAGGCCUCGGGCAACGUGACGCUGUCCACGCUGCGCACCAUCGCUGCCACUGGGGUCAGCUUUGUAAGUGUGGGCGCGCUCACGCACUCGGUGUCCGCGCUGGACAUCUCCCUCAACAUCCAGACGCAGUAGGGGGGGCAGUGCGGUUGAGAUGCGUGCAGCGGGACAGCGGGCGAUUAGAGUCUGCAGAGCCGCAAGGAUAGGACAGAGGUGCAGGGGUGUGUGCGGGCGUUCGUGCAUGGCAAGCGAGCAAGUUCACGCGCGCGAGUGGGGCUGAUGGUGCAGAGAUGUGUGGAGAGAGGAGUCGCGGCUUGGGUUGCGGAUGUGGGGCUUUAGGUGCGCGGAGGGCGGCUGCGCUGCGCCGGCUAGCUAGAGAGCGCGGAAAGAGCGAGGAAAGACGGGACGCAGGUAUGGGUUUAGCCUGCUGUACCUCGGGAAGGGGAUAGCUGGGCUGCGGCGCUUCCUUGUCUUCAUAGGUCGGUCAGCAUGUGACGACAUAUGUCAGAUGCGGCGUUAAGGCUCGCCCCGAGGGAGGUGCAGAGUUACCAGAAGGUUGCGCCUGUAAAGGUGGGCGCA